AUGCUCUACCGGAGGCUGGAGGAUGCCUCACGGAUCGCCGCGUACAUCCAGGAGCAUGUCUCGGAUAAGGUCUUUCACGAUCCCAAGCAUGUUAACCGGCUUUUACAGGCUCUUAGCAACCGCCCAGAGUCACUUUACGAGGAGCUGAUGCGAGAUUUCAAGAGCGAGGUCGCUUUUUUGCUCGAGAAGCUUCUUACGUUGUAUACAUUGAACUCGAAAACGUCCAUGACUCCGCAAGCGCAUGAGUUUAUCAUUCGCUGUGAGCAACAAGGGGUCCGUACGGCGGCCUGGGCAGCAGAUCUUCAGCCCAUUAGCGGAAUGGAGCCUUCUCUGCUGACACCACGGGAGCUUCUCAAACGGCUUUCUACGGUCGACGUUGUUGGGCAUCUUCAGCGUCGGAUUGAGCUUUGCGCGGAGGUUGAUGCGAUGAGUAGAUGCGUGAAAAAAAUGGAGAGUCUUUUCUCUCCACCGGAGGAUGGGUCGGGGGGAAACCAAAUAACUUAUGCGAUCCAAUGUCAGCUCAACAGUAAGCUCAUUUCCAAGGCUCGUCGUUUGCUAACAACCCCCGGCGAGCCUGCGAAGCCGGAGACGCAUGAGAUGGAGGACAACCCUACCGCUUUAGGGGAUCCCGCCACAGAGGACGACGUGAAGCCCACGCCCGGCGUGAUUAUCCCGCUGAUGUCGGAGCAGCGGGAUCGCUUUAAAGACGUCGUCGCCCGCGCGUUGCGUUUGUUUCAGCGCACCCUCGACUCCACGCCGUCGGGGACGGGAACACAUCAGCCGAUUUUAAAAUGGGGGCGCUUUGCUAAUUGGUGCGCCGCGCACGACCUCAUCCACGCCGCGGAUUUGGCAACGGUUCAGGCGUUGGAGGAGCGGCGUAACGCCGAGAUGCUUUCUCAAGUAAGCCAGUUAGAGACCGUGAUGAAGCUGAAGACGCUGAAGGAGGGGCCUGAGGAGGAGCUCCGUACUCUGGUCGAUGAGCUAUGGCGAAAUGGUGGAAAAAAAUGCCUUCGACCGUGCAGUUUGGAUGUGCUUUCCUGCCUCGCGACCGCUGCUUCUGGGAAGUACGUUUCGCAAGAAGUGAAAAGCCUGAUCGCGGAUCGGCUUGUUAAGACUCAGGCGUUUGCUGCCAAUCCAGAGAAUGGAGAGGCGACGGAAAGGAUUCAACUGCCUAGAAGGGCCCUUCGCUUCGUGAAUGAGCAGCGCGACAGCCAGCAACAUGAAAUUACGACUAACCAGCGCCUCGCCGCCGAGUCGUACACAUCUGAUAAAGACAAAAAAUAA
Messenger RNA from Phytomonas sp. EM1, 1284 nucleotides. The record is from the annotation of a GenBank genome assembly. NCBI's taxonomy places the organism in Eukaryota, Euglenozoa, Kinetoplastea, Trypanosomatida, Trypanosomatidae.